GUCUAUUUCAAGCUUCAAGGUGAAACGCCAAACUCAAGGGUCUUUUAAAGACGAAGGAGGCGAAAAAUGGAAAAUUUAGCCUCAGGUCUGAAAGGACCAGAGUUGAAGCAGAGCAAUCUCGCCCUGCAGUGGAAGGGCCUUUUGGGUCACAUUGACACCCGAUUCCAAAAGCUCCAGGACCAGUUCGACUCGGAACGUAACUCACUCCAGACCCGGUUCCAAGAGCUCCAAGACCAGUUUGACUUGGAACAGAACUCGCCACAGGCCCGAUACCAGGAGCUUGAGGACCGCGAGAAGGAAUUGGAAGAGAAAGUUUUCAACUACUCGAAAAUGGAAUCCAAAGCCCAGGAAUUACAUGACAUGGAGAGAUUGACAGAAGAGAAAAUAAAAGAGGUUGAUGUUACAGAGAAACGGCUAGUGGAAGUUGAGAAAUUGGUUAAAGAGAAGGAGACGAAGUGUGAUUUGAUCCAAAAAAGCAUCGAAGAGGGCACUGAGAAAUUGUGUUGGGUUCGUAAAAGUUUGGAAGAGAGGUCCAUAGAGCUUGAGAUUAAGGAGGAGGAAGUGACAGGGGCUCAAGGAGAGUUGAACGCUUUUCGUGAGGAUAUUGAGUUGAACCGGAGGCAACUAAAUGCGAUUAGGGGGUCUGUUGAGAAAGAGAAGAACGUGUUGGUUUUGAAACAAGAGGGUGUUAAAGCAGCGGGUAAAUCUCUUGAAGAAUGUCACAAAGAAAUUAAACUGAAAAAGGAGAGACUUUGUCCGAUUCAGAAAGUAAUGGUGCAAUGGUCCAAUCUAGGGAGAAAACAAUCAGGGAAACGGAGUUAGGUGAAAGAUUAUGGUUUGCUUAAGAAAUCCAUGGAGGAAUGGUCCUGUAAACUUGAAUCGAAAGAGAGGGAACUUGAAGGAUGGGUUGAGAAGUUUGAAUUAAGAAACAAACAAGUUGAGUCAAAAUUUGAGGAACUCAAUUUGAUUCAUAACAGGGCCAAUGAAUACCUCAAUGAGGUUGAGGUGCAAGUAAAUCAUUUUGAUUCACUCAGAAAAUUGAUGCAGGAACGCCAAAAACAUUUGGAUUCAGAAGCACUAGAACAUUCCCAUGGACUUGAAAUGAAAGAGAGGCAACUUGAAAAACAGGCCAAAGAGCUUGAGUUGAAACAAAAACAAUUUGAUUUGAUGAUUCAAGAACGCCAAAAGGAAUUGGAUUCACAAGAAAAGUUGUUACAAGAACAGGGCAAGGAGGAUUUGGAUUCACAAGACAAGUUGUUACAAGAACAGGCCAAAGAGAUUGAAUUGAAACAAAAACAAUUUGAUUUGAUGAUUCAAGAACGCCAAAAGCAUUUGGAGUCAGAAGAAAAGUUGUUACAAGAACAGGCCAAAGAGCUUGAAUUGAAACAAAAACAAUUUGAUUCAACUCAAAAAUCCAUGGAGGCCAAUGUUCCUUCUUCCUCCAGUAUUCAGUCAAGCGCCAACAGGAAUGGUAGAGACUUGCAAUUGCUCAUGAAUGAGAAUUUGAAGAGAAUUGACUUAGUGGGUAGAGAAAUCUCAGGUGUUCUUCAGGCGUCAUCUGACCCAGCGAAAUUGGUUUUGGAUGCAAUGCAAGGGUUUUACCCUUCAAAUUUGAAUGUGGACAACCAGGAGUUUGAUUAUGAUUUGAGAGUUAUUAGGAGGAGUUGUCUUCUUUUGCUACAGGAGUUGAAGAGAUUCUCACCACAAAUUAAUCCUCAUGUGAGAGAUGAAGCAAUGGAGUUGGCAGCUGAUUGGAAGGCUAGGAUGAAGGUGGCAACUGAAAAUUGGUUGGAGAUUUUGGGCUUUUUGCGGCUUGUUUCUACAUAUGAAUUCACCACUGCUUAUGAUGCGAAAGAGCUUCAAACUCUACUUGCUAUAGUUGUUAAGCAAGAUCAGGCUACUGAAUUUUGCCAGGCCUUUGGUAUCACAAACAAGGCACCUGUGGGCAACAUCGUUUCUUUACCUGUCAAAAUUGAGGAACCAGAAUGUUUACCGGUCAGAAGAGCAUCAACUUCACCUUCUCCAAAUCUUCAACUAAGUGCCACCACAGAUGCAAGGAAUUUGCAGGGCUCUCCAAAUGAGCAUUUAAGUGGAAAACAGUCGAGGCAUACCGAAAUGUUUGAUGCUCUGCAAAUGUCAUUAAACCCAGCAAAACUCGUUUUGAAGCUGGUGCAAGCAUCUUUAACUGAGCACUGGAAAAUUGGGCAUGUUGGUUCCAAAGAAGUUGUCAUGAAGAAGAACAUUUACAUUUUGAAUGAUCUAACUAGAGUCAAACCGCAUGUUGGACUUGAUGUGAAAAAAGAUGCAGUAAGCCUAGCAGUCCAGUGGCAAGAAAAAAUGAGAGCAGAGACCGAAAAUUCGUUGGAGAUUGGGUUUUUGCAGUUUGUAGCUGCAUAUGGAUUGCUCUCAACCUUAAACGGAGAUGAGAUUGUAAAACUUCUUGGGAUGAUUUGUCAGCAUGCACAGGCUCUUGAAUUACGCAAGGAACUUGGUUUUGCAGAUAAGAUCCCUGAUUUUGUUCAGGAUCUUAUUGAAAGGAAGCAACUCUUUGAGGCAGUUAGACUUAUCUGCACCUUCAAGUUAAUUGACACGUUCCAGCCAGUAUUAGUCUUAAAAGAAUAUGCGGAGGAUGCAAAAAGGUCUUACAGGACAGCAUUGCUGGAAGGACCUUUUUCUUUAUUUUUGCAUAUUGCUGAUUUUAGAGCUGUGGUUCAAUGCCUCAAAGAUAACAACCUCGAGUCUGAUUUCUUAGCCAAGGACGUGGAAACGGAGAUAUAGCUGUGCUGGAAACACUGAAGAAGAGUAUGAUAAGUUCGGUGAAACAUAGUAACGAGACUCAACCACUUCAACUGCGUCAAAGUAAGCGUCUCAGAGAGCUGAAUGAGCGACUAUGAUGGACAAGUGUAUAUAUUUUUGUUAUGCUGAAAACAAUCCCCGUAGUUUUAAGUUAUUAACCUUGAAUCACCACUAAUUCUACUGAUGCCAAAAUGUUGUUAUUAGGUUGUGUGGUAUGUAUGUAUGUACCUAAUUUGGCAACAAGCCUAUACUGUGUUAGCCCUCCGGUAAAAUCUUUCUUUGUUCAUUUAGAUUCUCAUCUUUGCAAUGCUAGUGGAUAAAUUCAAUUCUAAAUUUUCUUGUUCGAAGAA
This is a messenger RNA of Prunus dulcis (almond), 3146 nucleotides long. Its product is annotated as cingulin-like. Lineage: Eukaryota; Viridiplantae; Streptophyta; Magnoliopsida; Rosales; Rosaceae. The record is from RefSeq and is a predicted model, not a curated record.